Daktulosphaira vitifoliae (grape phylloxera) is the source of this 1790-nucleotide messenger RNA. Its product is annotated as protein tumorous imaginal discs, mitochondrial-like. The coding region runs from base 143 to 1534 and encodes 463 amino acids. The record is from RefSeq and is a predicted model, not a curated record. Gene Ontology annotation, cellular component: mitochondrion. Gene Ontology annotation, biological process: response to heat; mitochondrion organization; protein folding. Gene Ontology annotation, molecular function: ATP binding; heat shock protein binding. NCBI's taxonomy places the organism in Eukaryota, Metazoa, Arthropoda, Insecta, Hemiptera, Phylloxeridae. The transcript has 9 exons.
CUUUUUUAUUAUAAUUAUUUACCUCAUGUGAUUUUAUUUUACAGUUAUGUAAGAAUGUUUUUAUAUUACUCAUUAGAAUUUUUGAAUGAACAAAUGUAUUGAUUAAUUAUCUUAAAUUCUGUCUGCUUGAAAUUAUGAGAACAUGCCGGCGUGUAACAUGAAACGUGUUUUUUUCUUAGUUCCUAUUAAGAAAUUUUCUCCGUCAUUCAUACAAUUAAACCGUUGCCAUUUUUCUGCAUAUCACAAGUAUCCAUUAAUUAAUAAACAACCACCAUUAAUUCGUGCUAUAAAUCCAGUUCAACAGACAAGUUAUAAAUUUGUACAUACUAGCAAAAAAUUAAAUAAUAAAAAAGACUUCUAUAAUAUCUUGGGUGUUCCAAAAAAUGCCUCACAAAAAGAUAUUAAAAAAGCAUACUAUCAGUUAGCUAAAAAAUUUCAUCCAGACACAAAUAAAGGCGAUCCAAGUGCAAGUAAGAAAUUUCAAGAAGUUUCAGAAGCUUACGAGGUAUUAGGUGAUGAAAAUCGAAGAAAAGAAUAUGAUACCUGGGGUUCAGCAGGAAACAAUAUGGGCGGUUCUGGUGGAAUGGGAGGUGGAAAUUAUCAAAAUUCUUGGAGUUUCCAAUCUAAUGUUGAUGCAGAAGAACUUUUUCGAAAGAUUUUUAACCAAAGUGGCUUUGGUAAUUCUGGAUCAUACCAGGAAGAUUUUGCUGAUUCAACUUUUGGGUUUGGAGCUGCUGAAGAAGUAGUUGUUCGAUUAACAUUUGAACAAGCUGCUCGAGGUAUUAACAAAGAAAUUUCAUUAAAUGUAGUUGAUGUCUGUCCCAAAUGCCGUGGAACACGCUGUGAAUUAGGAUAUAAAGCAACUACAUGCACAAUUUGUAAUGGAACAGGAAUGGAAACAGUAUCAAGAGGUCCCUUUUUGAUGAAAUCAACUUGCAGAGCCUGCCAAGGUACUAGAGUGAUUAUUAAAAAUCCAUGUAUGGAAUGUCAUGGUAAAGGAAGUACUGUACAACGUAAUAAAGUGACAGUUCCUGUACCUGCAGGAAUUGAAGAUGGACAGACUAUUAGAAUUGUAGUAAACAGAAAUGAAGUAUUUGUUACUUUUAAAGUAGAAAAGUCGGAUUACUUUAAGAGAGAUGGUUCAGAUAUUCAUACAGAAGCUAAGAUAUCUAUAUCACAAGCAUUGUUAGGCGGAUCUAUUAGAAUCAGGGGGAUUUAUGAUGAUCAUACUGUACAGAUAUCUCCUGGUACUAGUUCACACACAAAAAUUCGUUUAAAUAAACAAGGCUUAAAAAGAGUAAAUUCUAAUAAUCAUGGAGAUCAUUAUGUGAUUAUUAAAAUAGAAGUACCUAAAUCAUUAUCUAGUAAACAAGAGACCUUGAUUAAAGCUUAUGCAGAAAUUGAAAGUGAUACUCCUGGAACAAUUAGAGGCAUAAAUUACAAAAAAGAUGGACCCCAAGCUGAACAAAACCAAUCAUUCCCAAAUGCUGGUGAAGGAUUGUUAUCAAAAAUAAAGAAAGCAAUAUGGGGGUAGUAAGACAUUUAGUGACAGCUCUGAAGAAUCACAAACCUUAAAUAACUUAAGAAAUAUUCUGGAAAAAAAAUAGAAAGAAGUUGUAUUUGUUAGUUUAUAUAUUAUACUAUAAUACCAUCAUUUUUAGUAUUUUAUUUACUAAACACCCUUUUUUAGUUUUUAUUGUUUUUAUUUUAUAUGCUUGUAUAAUUUAUUUCACUCUAUUCAAUUUGUUAAGUUUUACUAAAAUACAAAACAAUAAUCCUUCAUUUAAAAA